Suhomyces tanzawaensis NRRL Y-17324 is the source of this 631-nucleotide messenger RNA. RefSeq names its product DNA-directed RNA polymerase core subunit (gene RPO26). The record is from RefSeq and is a predicted model, not a curated record. Gene Ontology annotation, cellular component: RNA polymerase II, core complex; RNA polymerase III complex; nucleus. Gene Ontology annotation, molecular function: DNA-directed RNA polymerase activity; DNA binding. Gene Ontology annotation, biological process: DNA-templated transcription. The coding region runs from base 117 to 590 and encodes 157 amino acids. The transcript has a single exon. NCBI's taxonomy places the organism in Eukaryota, Fungi, Ascomycota, Pichiomycetes, Serinales, Debaryomycetaceae.
UCUAGUGCCCAAUUCCUGUUAGCGCCGAUUAUAUUCGGUCGUGCGCGCACCGUGCCCUUCGGCCUCAUUGAUUGUUUUUUCAUCGAGAAGACAUAGACUUCUCCACCCAUUCCAUCAUGUCUGACGUUGAAGAUGCCGCCUUCAAUGAGGGUGUCGAACAUUUCGAUGACUUCGAACAACCAGAACACUUUUCUGACGACGAGUUUCAAGAACCUGAAACUGCCGAUGCCAACGGAGAAUUGAAGACCGCUGAUGGUAAGACCAUCAUCAACGGAGGCCUUGGUCCAGAUGAUGCUGCUAUUGCUGCCCAACCAAGAGCCAAGACCACCAAGGAGUUGGCCAUACCCAAGGAGAAGCGUAACACCACUCCAUACAUGACCAAAUACGAACGUGCUCGUGUGUUGGGUACCAGAGCCUUGCAAAUAUCACUUAACGCCCCAGUUUUGGUUGAUAUCGAAGGUGAAACCGACCCUUUGCAAAUUGCCAUGAAGGAAUUGGCCCAAAGAAAGAUCCCCUUGGUGGUUAGACGUUAUUUGCCAGACGGCUCCUUCGAAGACUGGGGAUGUGAUGAAUUAAUUGUUGAUCACUAGACUCUAUUCCUACGCCUACUGGACCCUACCAAACGACAUUU